GUAGCAAGGAUAAAGAUCCAUUGACUUUUUGUCCCCCGGGAAGGAGUACCGAAAUUCGUUCCUCUUCCUCCCCCUCCUCUCCAUUCUACUCUCAAAUCCCUACCAUUCAUCAGUCUCCAAUUGUUCUCUCCCCUGAAUGCAAACGUCUUUUUUUCUCAUCCAGCCAACAUAUCGAUAAACUUGGACUUCCAUCCUCUACAAGUACUUGCAGCUUGUAAACACGAACCACAUACCACAAGCCGAGCCAUGAACACGGACUACUGGCAACUCUCAGGCGCCUUCGGCCUCUGGGUCCGCGCCUGCAUCCGAAUCCUCCAGUUCGUCUUCGCCAUCGUCACGAUAGGCCUCUACGCCGCCACUCUCGCCUCCUGGAAUACCCUCCCGACAGAAAACCUCAGUAGGACAAACUGGAUCUACGCGCUCGUCCCAGCCGUCCUCUCGGCGCUGACGUGCGCCUACCACGUCUUCGCGACAGUCACACACGCCGCCUGGUCCGUAUGGGACUUUGGGCUGGCCGUCCUCUGGGCCGCGCUGUGCGGCCUGUCUUCUGCCAUUGUUGUGGGCGGCGAGAAGAGUAUCAACGUCACGGGCGAUGUCAAGUCCAGGCUUGCUGCGGGUGCUUGGAUCGCGGGAAUUAGUAUGUUGCUGUGGCUACUGAGCUCUGUUCACGGGUGCGCAUUCUGUUGCGCGUCGAGGAAGAUGAAAAGGACGGUGAAGAAGCAGGAGGCGGAAGGGGAUAAGCUUGAAUUAGAGGGUCUUCCGAAUAGUCGGGAAGAGAACGUUUAGAUGGACUGAGGGGUUCGGACUAAUAUGCAACACACACAGGCACGGCGUUGGAUUUGUUGGCGAAAAACGGGUGAUCACUGGAAGGCAUAUAGAGAUUUAUCGAGUUUUGGAAGCAAGACAGCUCGUGAGACUGAGCAAAGCACAUUUUAAUUCUGGCAAUAUCCGG
This is a messenger RNA of Colletotrichum acutatum, 952 nucleotides long. RefSeq lists its product as uncharacterized. The record is from RefSeq and is a predicted model, not a curated record. Gene Ontology annotation, cellular component: membrane. Lineage: Eukaryota; Fungi; Ascomycota; Sordariomycetes; Glomerellales; Glomerellaceae. Bases 247 to 786 code for a protein of 179 amino acids. The transcript has a single exon.